Messenger RNA from Pneumocystis carinii B80, 1202 nucleotides. RefSeq lists its product as hypothetical. The transcript is spliced from 5 exons. Lineage: Eukaryota; Fungi; Ascomycota; Pneumocystomycetes; Pneumocystales; Pneumocystaceae. Gene Ontology annotation, biological process: nuclear envelope organization; lipid homeostasis. Bases 47 to 1159 code for a protein of 370 amino acids. The record is from RefSeq and is a predicted model, not a curated record. Gene Ontology annotation, cellular component: nuclear envelope; nuclear membrane.
AAUACUUUAACUGUUCACUUUUUUCUUGUAUAUUUUUAUAUAUUUAAUGAUGCGUUCAGAAGAAUCACCUAUGGACUUUACAUAUGAGAAUCCUCGUCUUGGAGAUGAUGUAAAUUCGCCGUUUAGUCUUUCAAGUAUCUCUAAAUGCCUUGGAAAUAGUGAUUUUUCUAAAAAACGAAGUUUUAUAGAAACUUUGGAAAAAAAUGUUCCAACAGCAGGAACAUCUUUUAGAUCAGCUGCAGAUGGUGCUCAGUUUUUAUUUUCUACACCAAAAACAAAUUAUGGUUCUAAAAAAAUAACAUCAAAUUCACAAUUUAUAAAUGAAGCACCAACAGAUAGCUCGGGUUUAGAUAAUACACCAGAUCCAGAAAGAAUGGUAGAAGGUCAUAAUGUUUUAGAAAAGAAUCAUUUUUCUUUAAUUAAUAUGAAAAAUAAUAAAAUAAGUCAAGGUGUUAUAAAAAAGAUUAAGAAAAAACGUUCAUCUAAGAAGAAUGGUGAACGUAGGUUUUGGGAUGGAAAUUGUGUGGACAGUGAUGAUGAAACGACUAUGCCUCUUCAGACGAAUAAUUAUUUUACUAAUUGGUCUCUUAAUGCUCAUAGAGACAUUCCUUAUAUUGCAUCAGGGUAUCUACAGUUAUUUUUUAAUAUAUUUCUUCUGGGUGUUUUAUUAUAUUUUGUUAUUGCUUUUGUUAGGACAAUUCAAAGGGAUGUUGAUCAAAAGGUAGAUGAGUAUUCUGCUGAAAUUUUACAAGAAAUGUCAUUAUGUUCAAAAGAAUAUACUGAAAAUCGAUGUUCUCCGGAUCACAGAGUUCCUGCAAUGGAACGGGCUUGUGCUGCUUGGGAAAGAUGUAUGAAUCGAGAUCCUACUGUUGUUGGUCGUGCAAAGGUUUCUGCUGAGACAUUUGCAGAAAUUAUUAAUAGUUUUAUUGAGCCCAUAUCUUAUAAAACUAUGAUAUUUUGUAUUUUGAUAAUAUUUGGAUCAGUUUUUAUAUCAAAUUUUGCAUUUGGAUUUUUUAGGGCAAAAAGUAUAAAUCAUCCUCAUCCAUACAUGGCUGCUGCUGCACCAUACUUUACUGACAAUGUUUAUAAUUAUCAACAAUAUCGUAAACAAUCAGGUAAUAAUUUACGUAAUUCAAGAAGGAUGAUAUAUGAAUCAUGAUUGUAUAUAUUAUUGGUUUAUAAUUGUUUUUUUCAUGAAUCAA